Salvia hispanica is the source of this 1653-nucleotide messenger RNA. Its product is annotated as patatin-like protein 2. Lineage: Eukaryota; Viridiplantae; Streptophyta; Magnoliopsida; Lamiales; Lamiaceae. Gene Ontology annotation, biological process: lipid metabolic process. Gene Ontology annotation, molecular function: glycerophospholipase activity; monoacylglycerol lipase activity. The record is from RefSeq and is a predicted model, not a curated record.
UGAUCAAAAAGUUGUUCCAUUAAUUAUAAUACCAAAUGGAGAAGAUCUCAAGAUCAAGCUCAAAUUUGCAUCAACUUGGACUGCCACAAAAGCACGAGAGAUACGUGACAGUGUUGAGCAUAGACGGCGGCGGUAUUAAAGGUAUCCUCCCCGCGGCUAUCCUCGAGCGCCUUGAGUCGGAGUUGCAGGAAUUAGACGGCAAGGAAGCGAGGAUAGCAGACUACUUCGACGUGAUAGCUGGGACAAGCACUGGCGGCCUAGUCACGACCAUGCUCACGGCUCCGGGCAAAAACAACCGCCCUCUUUACGCUGCCAAACAAAUCAUGCCUUUCUACUUGGAAAACUGCCCCAAGAUAUUUCCUCAGGGACUUUGGUUAUUUCCGGGUAUGAAAUUUCUGAUAUCGUUAAUGGGGCCGUUAUAUCACGGGAAGCACCUUCAUAAGGUUUUGAGGGACGAGUUGAAAGACACAAAGUUGAGCGAUGCGAUCACCAAUGUUAUUAUUCCGGCGUUCGACAUCAAGCUUCUGCAGCCGGUUAUCUUCUCCAGUUAUGAGGCAAGAGAAUCGCCACUACUAGAUGCAAAAUUUUCAGACAUAUGCAUAAGCACAUCGGCAGCUCCUACUUUUCUCCCCGGCCACAAAUUCACCACACGCGACGGCGAAGGCAACUCUAGAAAAUAUAACCUUGUCGAUGGCGGCGUCGCUGCAAACAAUCCGGCUCUGAUAGCCAUAGCAGAAGUGACGAAGCAGAUGUUCGACAGCAACAUAGACUUGUUCCACAUGAGGCCAGUCGAAUAUCCUCGUCUUCUCACCAUAUCUCUAGGCACGGGAGCAGCGAGCAUAGGCAACAAGAAAUACAGCGUGAAGAAGGCUAAGAAAUGGGGCAUUCUGAAAUGGCUUUCAUACAAGGGCACUACGCCCAUGGUCGAGAUCUUCACCCAAGCAGGUGCUGAUAUGGUCGACUUUCACAUUUCUCAGAUUUUUCAAGCUCUUUGCUCAAAAGAUAACUACCUCAGGAUCCAGAACGAUACCUUAAAUGCGGUUCAGAAUUCGGUGGAUGCUGCAACACAAAAUAACUUGGAUGACCUUGUCAAACUUACUAAUGAAAUGCUGUCUAGACCGGUUUCAAGGGUCAAUUUGCGGUCCGGUCUAGCUGAACCGGUCCCAAAUGGUGGAACUAAUGAACAAGCUCUAAAAAGGUUUGCGAGUUUAUUGUCGAAUGAACGGAAGCUUCGGGGGUGUGAAAAUAAUGCUGAAAAGAAGGGAGAGGUCGAGACGAGGCAGCCAUUCCAAAAUCCAUUGAACGACUUCGUUGAUUUUGCACGAUCAGUGUCAGAUGAGACCAAACAUGUACUAGGAAAGCAUGCUCAAAUUUUGAGACCAAGCUCCCAGUGUAAGAUCACUUCAAUUCCAAUCGAAAAGCUGAAUGGAGAACUUAGUUCAAUAGGGAAGAAGCUGAUAGUGAAAUCAACAAUUCAUGUACCCACUCCUUUUUUCCCUUCUCAUCGCCAAGUUUUUUGUAGAAUAUCAAGGCCUUGACCUUGAUCAAUCCUGUGUGCCUUGGCUAUUCUUCUGAUGAUUUUGUAUUCCAAAUAAAAUAAUUCGCCAAAAUGAUGUAAUAAAAUUAUGACACCCGUACUUUUUAUGUACUACA